Chenopodium quinoa (quinoa) is the source of this 2204-nucleotide messenger RNA. Its product is annotated as protein SENSITIVE TO PROTON RHIZOTOXICITY 1-like. Gene Ontology annotation, biological process: response to aluminum ion; response to acidic pH. The coding region runs from base 434 to 2008 and encodes 524 amino acids. The record is from RefSeq and is a predicted model, not a curated record. Lineage: Eukaryota; Viridiplantae; Streptophyta; Magnoliopsida; Caryophyllales; Amaranthaceae. The transcript has 2 exons.
AAUUCAUGAUGAUCAUGUUUAUGAGAAUGAGACCCACCAACAAACGGUGGUGAUUGAGACUUGGACUUGAUGUAGUGGAAAAUUAACGGUGAUGAUCAAAUAGUUGACUCACUUUGGUCCCACAUAGUGUAUUACUGUUGCUUGGGGCGGGGGGACUACCAUAAAAUGCUGCCAAAUUGCUACUAAUACAUUGAAUCCCUUUUUAUUUCUAUUUCUAUUUUUAUUAUUAAUAUUUAUUUAUCUAUGGUAUUGAUUUGUUGGGUGCUUAUCUAAUUGAUCUAGUUGAACUUCAAUUCCUCUUUUCAACAUCUGGGUAACUUUCUCUCUCUUAUUUGGAUGGAAAUUAGGGCUCUGAGCUGACAAAAAGGAUUCUUUGGCAACCCUAAAUCUGGUUUGGCCAUCUGUUAGAUUUGUACCUGAUUAGGAUUUGAAAAUGGACGUUAAAGAUAGGCCAAAUUCAGAAAAUUGGACUGAGCCUUCAACUUUUGGGAAUGAAGUGCAGCAGAAUGCAUCCCUGAACAAUCAACCGUUCACCAAUUUUACUUCUCAGGAACCGUCAAAGUGGGAAGAUCCUUCUAUACUUGAUUAUAGCAUGAGGAUAGAUUCUUCAUUCUCCAAAUAUAACCCACCUUCAGAGAACUCAUCUUUGUUUGUUGGCAAUCCAAGUAACCAGGGCAAAAUUCCAAACCAAGACGGGGCUCAAAUGAAUCAGAUGCCUGAUGGUAGUAACUUUGAUCCAAGAGCAAUGCUUAAUAAUCUCUCUUUCUUGGAACAAAAAAUCCACCAACUUCAAGAGCUAGUUCAUAUGAUCGUUGGCCGAAAAGCUCAAGUUCCUGGCAACCAAGAAGAAGUUGUUAUUCAGCAGCAGCAACACCAGCUCAUCACAGCUGAUCUUACUUCAAUUAUAGUCCAGUUAAUAUCAGCAGCUGGUAGUCUACUUCCAUCAAUGAAGCAUAACCUCUCUGCUGCUAAUUCUAGCUUGCUUCUUAAUAGGACCCUUUUUCCCUCAGCAACGACUGUUGGUACCAGUAUGAUAUCGCAAAACAACAUAGGGCAAGUAAAACAAGUUGUUGGUGAAGUUAAACCAGUUGAGCAGUCAAACCAGGUGGAGGUUACGGCCAAUUGUGUAUCUGAAAUGAACUGCAACAACAUGGAAGAAGAUCAUGAACUAAAAGAUGAUGAUGAUGGCAAGGAAGAAGAGCAUCUUCCUCCUGGAUCAUAUGAGAUCUUGCAAUUAGAAAAGGAAGAAAUUCUUGCACCCCAUACCCACUUCUGUACCAUAUGUGGGAAGGGUUUCAAAAGAGAUGCUAACUUGAGGAUGCACAUGAGAGGUCAUGGGGACGAGUACAAAACUCCGGCUGCACUGGCAAAACCCAACAAGGAGUCUAGCUCAGAAAAGGUGCUUUUGAAGAGGUAUUCCUGUCCUUUUGUAGGUUGCAAAAGGAAUAAGGAGCAUAAGAAGUUUCAGCCUCUGAAAACUAUUUUGUGUGUGAAAAAUCAUUACAAGAGAACUCACUGCGACAAGAGUUACAUUUGUAGCAGAUGCCAUACCAAGAAAUUCUCUGUUAUUGCUGAUCUCAAGACCCAUGAAAAGCACUGUGGCAGGGAUAAAUGGCUGUGUUCUUGUGGAACAACUUUCUCUCGAAAAGACAAGCUUUUUGGGCAUAUUGCUCUUUUCCAGGGUCAUACUCCAGCCAUUCCCUCUGAGGAACAUAAAGGAACAUCCGUGCCAUCAAAUCUUUCAGAUAACAGUGAAACAACAAACACUGUUGCAAAUAUGGGUUUUAGCUUUGGCUCCAAUGGUACUAAUGAAAAUGGUGCACAGAUUAUGAUGGAUGGAAAGGGGAAUGUUGAUGAUCCUUUCUUCUCUCUGCUAAAUUACGAAUAUAGUCUUGGUGGUCUUCAAGAUUUUCCACUAACCAAUUUUGACGAUUCACCAAGUUCUUUUUCGUUCCUCAAUUCUGAAGAAAAGGACGGGAUGAUGUGUGUCAGUAACGACGUUCAUUAGUAUUGGUUGGUGUUUUUAAGUUUUUUGUGCAGAGGAGCUUCUAUCAUCCUGACUUGUUUUCAAAUUGGAUGGACUCAAGCUCCUGUAAUUGCUUAGCUUAAAUAAAUGCUUUAUAUAUGAUCAUUGCACAUUACAGAUGUGUCUGCUGCAUUCUUUCAUUUUUUUUUUCUGAAAGGAUGCUUCAUUCUUUCAUUUA